AUGGAGGGGAAGGAGCAGCCUAUGCGGGUUGUGAGCUCGCUGACGGGGGAGAGCUUCCGUUCCCAUGAGGUGUGUGUGAUGUGCGGGGUUCUCCUCGGCACGGGGGACGGUCGUCGGAGCAAGACGGCGCGGACCUUCCAGUGCAUGUUAGAGAACCGCUGGCGGGAGACUCCGUUUGUGUGGGCUUCGGUGAGAGAGGUGGCGGGGGCGAGGAAGGAUCCCAACUACCGCCUGACGGCCUGCACGGCCUGCAUCAACUGGAUCCGGAGGGAUGUGAACAACAGCUCCCCGGUCUUCCGCCAUCCCAACACCGCCUACAUCGUGCGGAAGGCGCUGGGGUGGACGAAAUGGGACACCUGCGUGCGGGUGUGCUGCGUGGGCAUCACCGAUCCGCAGUAUAUGCCCGAAGCGCUGCACGAGGUAGAGCGGAGGGUAAGGGCGGAGGCUUUGGCGGAGGCGGAGGAAGUGCCUUGCGCCGCGCUGGAGGCCGGGAGCUGGAAGGAGUUUCGCGGGAGCGCGCUGGCCUGGGCCCGUGGGUACCGUUCCUCUCCUCCCUCGGGCUGUGUCCUUCCGCAUAACCUUGGUGUGGUCUCCUUCGUGAGUGGCAUGCUAUCGUACCGCGUGCCGCAGGUGGAGGCAAGGGAGCCCGAGACGGGGAGGAAGAGGAAGGAUUACGAGGAGGAGUGCUAG
Guillardia theta CCMP2712 is the source of this 690-nucleotide messenger RNA. RefSeq lists its product as hypothetical. The record is from RefSeq and is a predicted model, not a curated record. The transcript has 3 exons. The coding region runs from base 1 to 690 and encodes 229 amino acids. NCBI's taxonomy places the organism in Eukaryota, Cryptophyceae, Pyrenomonadales, Geminigeraceae.